Molecule: messenger RNA, 1004 nt
Organism: Myxocyprinus asiaticus (Chinese sucker)
Lineage: Eukaryota; Metazoa; Chordata; Actinopteri; Cypriniformes; Catostomidae
Gene: c24h12orf43
Product: chromosome 24 C12orf43 homolog
Exons: 7
Coding region: 148-894 (248 amino acids)
Biological process (GO): Wnt signaling pathway; negative regulation of Wnt signaling pathway; Spemann organizer formation
Source: RefSeq, a predicted model, not a curated record
CAACAGGGGGCAGUAAAGUACUGAAUGGUCAACGGAACAACGCUGAAUUUUUAAAACAUGUGGAACAUGCUGAAGACUGCGCUCAAAUGUUAUUUUUUUGCGUGGUGAAGCAGAUAUGUACUUGUGACGGACAAAUAAAACUGAACAAUGUCAGAAAGCAGCAGUGAAGAUGAAAAUUCGGACAGACUGAAAGAGGCGGUGUGGAGCUUUGGAUCAGAGGAUGUCAAGAUCAAUGGAAAAGAUGGAGCCAGCAACAGCAGACAAAGUCAUAGAGCAGACGUUUCAAAACAUGAACAUGAUGGUAAUGAGCUCGGGACAACCCCAGAGUUCAGAUCACAUGUGGCAAAAAAGUUAGGAGCCUUAUUGGACGGGUGCAUUUCAGAGGUGUUUUCGAAGACCGAUUACUCAAAACCUGGUCAGUCUGAAAUCAGAGAGGAAGAACAUGAUGAAAAAGGUUUCCUUCUUUUCACCACAUCUGUUCCUGGAAAAUGGAUGGAGCAGUCACCACCUCCACCCCCUAAAAGAAGACCAAUUCCCAGCUCUAGUGACAGUGACAGUGAGAUGGAGAUGAGGCUUCGAGAAGCUGCAGUGUCUGUAUCAGACCUCCUCGGUCCUUCAGCCCAACCCCUUACAGAGAAAAUAGAGGAGAAACGUGUGACAAAAGAACAGCCACAGACAGGAGAGGAGACUGAAAAGAAUAUAGACACAGUCCUGAAGAAGAAGAAAAAGAAGAAAAGAAAAAUGCUGAAAGAGGGAAGUGAAGAGAAUGUAGCGGAGAAACAAUCUAAUGGAAAAGGAACAAAUGAGAAACCAACUGUGGUAGAGAAACUGGCAAAGAAAAAAAAGAAAAAGAAAAGGAUAAAGUUGGAGGAGGGAGGAAUGGACAAAUGUUGAAUGAGACUUUAUAUUGUGUGUUUAAACAGAAGUUGGAAUUACUUGUUCUAGAUGUAAUAUUUUACGAUGUUCGUUAAACAGUAACAGUUGACUGCAAUGAAUGCAAAGAA